CAUCUUUUGGCAUCGACAGGUUUUGACUUGGUAACCAGACCAGCGACUGCUAAACAAAUCCGCUCGUGUAGCAGGGCUUCGCGCGUUCAGAGCGGUCGGGUUGUGGAAUUCGUGUUCAGAACAGACGUCGCCAGAGGCGGACAAGAGAGUGGCGCGUCGGUGUGCCGAGAGGCGUCAAGGAAGGUCUCGGAGGAGGACAUCAUGGAGCCAAGCUUGCUUUGCGUCAAGGAAGAGGGCUGUGAGUGGAGUGCAGUCCGUUUGACGCCAGGGGGUCUCUAUGUGAAGGUGGAGGACAGUGAAGAGCACAUCUCUGCCUUUGAAGAGAAUGCACGGAGUGCCCUGAAACGAGAGGAUUAUGAGCAGGUCCCCAUCAGCCUGGAUGCCCUGAGCCAAACGGUGGACUUUUUCAAGGAAGAUGCGCCCGUGCAGAAUGUUUUAAUUUCCCAAGCGUCUCCGGGAUGGCGGGCAGAGGUGACGUCUUUGGGGUCGGCUGACGGGGAAGAGUUUUGUCCCCCGCGUGAUUUUGGUGAACUACCAGAAUUUGAGGGUGAAUUCGCAGAAGGAUCACACCGUCGAAAGGGACUGAAAAGGAGGCAGUCAUCUACAACCUGGUGUGAGACAUCUUUACACGAUCAGGACAGCGUCUACUCAUCUGAGUUUGAUGGAACUACCCUUCAGUGCUCCCCUGACGAGCAGAAACACAAUGAAACUAUGAAGAGAUUUGAAGCGAAGAGUUUUCCACUUGGCUCUCUGUCUGUUGUUAAAAUAACCGACUCUGUCAGUAUUCACGGAGAGAUGCCCAAUACAACUCCAGUAACUUUGUACAUAUGCCAGGAGUGUGGCAGAGGCUUUAAAACCAAAUCUAAUUGUAAAAAGCAUCAGAGCAUUCAUUUGGGAGAGAAGCCGUUUUGCUGUUCUGAAUGUGGGAAAAGAUUCUCGCGAAUAAGUAAUCUGCAAAGGCAUACAAAAGUUCACACUGGAGAAAAGCCUCACUGCUGCUCUGAAUGUGGCAAACAGUUCUCUCGAAUCAGCCAUCUUCAGAGUCACGCAAGAAUACAUACAGGAGAAAAACCCCAUUGUUGUCCUGAAUGUGGCAAGCGAUUCUCACGAUUAAGUCAUCUUCAGGGUCACUUGAGAAUUCACACCGGGGAGAAGCCUUAUUGCUGCACUGAAUGUGGGAAACGAUUCUCUGAAAUGAGUAAUCUUAAGAGCCAUUCAAGAACUCACACAGGAGAAAAGCCAUAUGGCUGUUCUGAAUGUGGAAAACAGUUUUCAGGACUGAGAAAUCUUAAGAACCAUACAAGAAUUCACACUGGAGAAAAACCUUACUGUUGUUCUGAAUGUGACAAACGGUUUUCACGAAUAAGUAAUCUUCAGAGCCACAGGAGAAUUCACACAGGAGAGAAACCUCAUCGCUGUGGUGAGUGUGGCAAACGGUUCUCAGAAAUCAGUAGCCUUCAGAGACACACGAGUGUCCAUACUGGAGAAAAACCUCAUUGCUGUUCUGAAUGUGGCAAAAAAUUCUCACGCAUAAGCCAUCUCCAAAGACACACAAGGAUCCACACUGGAGAAAAACCUCAUUUCUGUUCACAGUGUGGAAAACAAUUCUCUGAAUUAAGCAGUCUCCGGCUUCACAUGAGAAUUCACUCAGGAGAGGAUCCGCAUCAGUGUGCCGAAUGCGGCAAACAGUUCUCACAACUGCGUUACCUUCAGAGACACCGACAAGUUCACACUGGGGAGAAGCCACAUUUCUGUCCAGAGUGUGGCAAAAGAUUCUCCCAAACCAGCCAUCUUAAAAGACACACGCAGAUUCACACUGGAGAAAAGCCACACUUUUGUUUUGAGUGUGGCAAGCGAUUCUCACAAGUAAGCCAUCUGCGAAGGCACACUCAGAUUCAUUUGGGCGAGAAACCCUACUGCUGCUCUCAGUGUGGCAAACAAUUCUCACAAAUGAGCAGUCUGGAGAAACACAAGAUGUUGCACUUAAGGAAAGUUGUGGGAUUUAUGGAGUCAUAACCAACACACAAGGUUCACAAUGGAGAGCACGAGUGUCUGAGACCAGGCCAGUCCAUGUCAUUGUUUGGAUGAUGGUGGUAAUGUGGACUUUUAGGACAUGUUUGUGUAGGUUCCUUGUACUGCCUAUUUAUUCUGAAGCUGAACAAUGCAGGGAGUUGGACGUACAGAUUUGAACAAUUCUCAUGAAAUCCUCACAAUCUCUUAGAGCUCCAGCUACUAAAUUCUUAAUGAACAACUUUGUUUUAUGUUGGUCUGUGGUACGACAACAUUACCAUUAAGGAAAAGAGUAAAAGCAGUAGACUAUGCUGACUGCGUGUCUCCGAGGCAAAAAUGGUGCACAACAGCAGCCUCAGCAUUUAGUCGGGCUGAAGGGAAGAUUUCAGUAGGGUGUCAGAUGAAGGUGGGACUGGUGUGUGUGUGCAGAAGUGCCACUGCCCCAGAGUUCACAAAGACAAAAAAGACUGAUGAUGAAGAGCAGAUCAUAUAUAAGUCUUCAGUUUAACAGGCUUUGAAAUUCUGUCUAAGCGGUUUACAGUGUGGUGAAAAUCACAUUGUUACUUUCCUGAUACAGUGGAACCUCGGGGCACGAACAUCUCGGACCAUGUACAACUCGGGUUACGACCAAAAAGUUCACCAAACUUUUGCAUCUGUCCACGACCACACACUCGGGUGACGAACAAGCCAGUUUCCCUUCCGGUUCGUACGCGCCGGUGAUUUCUGCACGUGUUCAGUCUCUCCCUGUACAGUACAUUGUUCUCGGUCAGACGUGCAUCGCGCAGAGGGACUUUGUGGUAUAGCGGGUCCACAGCUCACGUCAUGAGGCCAGUUUUAAAUAAAUAAUCGCCACGCUGCAACUGCCACGUCCUCUUCAUAAAUAGAAGCGCGAGGCGGCUAAAGGGAGGAAAAGGAAAAGAAAGACGGAGGUUGUGGAGUGAGGAAGUAAGCAGGAAGCAGUGUGGAAAGAACCGGUGUGAGUGAGCGAGCGAGAGAGAGCGUGAGUGAGAGAGUGAGUGAGCGAGCGAGCAAGAGAGAGCGAGAGAGAGAGAGUGUGUGUUAGUGAGUGAGAGAGAGAGAAUGAGCAAAUGAGCAAGCAAGAGAGAGCGAGAGAGAGAGAGAGAGAGAGAGAGCGUGUGCUCGCAGGCAGGCAGCUGGACGGUGAGCCCAAGAAGGGGUGUUUGGCCGACACUCGAUGGGGCAGAAGGAAGCGGUCACUCCAGCUGAGCGAUCAAGGAGCUGGAGUGACCAGAAGAAGGAUGGCUGGCCGCGUAAUGCCGAGACAGGAGUUGUGAGGCUUGGGCAGAGAAUUCCCUGACGUGGGUGUCCUGGUCACCAGGGAAGCCAAGUCUCGGUCUGGAGAGUGCGCGACCGAAGCCAGGGAUCAGGAGGCAUCCAGACCAGAAGGAAGGACAGCUGCAGGUAGAGUGGCUCCCCUGUUGCGAAGCCUGGAUAGGGAGAAGCAGGGGGGGUCACCAG
Messenger RNA from Erpetoichthys calabaricus (reedfish), 3489 nucleotides. RefSeq names its product gastrula zinc finger protein XlCGF26.1-like. The coding region runs from base 202 to 2016 and encodes 604 amino acids. Lineage: Eukaryota; Metazoa; Chordata; Cladistia; Polypteriformes; Polypteridae. The record is from RefSeq and is a predicted model, not a curated record. The transcript has 3 exons.